AGUUCCUCGCGCGUCUUCCAGUCCUUCCGCGUCCUCCGAGUCUUCAGCGUCUUCGUGCUCAACCGCCCACCCCUGCCUCUGGCGCUUGCGCUUUCCGCUUUCCGCUGGAGCGCUUCGCUUUUCUGUCAGCCUUUAACACAGCCUUCCAGCCGCCCGCUCGCUUUCCGGGAACCAGAGCCUUCAUGGAGCUCCCAGCCAUGGCUUCAAACGACACUCUCUACAUCUCCACGGAAAGUUCGGAGUUCCUUACAGAUAUUGUGGAGCUGCACCAGAUCCAUGUGGAGAGCGCCCCAGUAGAGACUGUCCCUGUGGCGUCCAUCCCCAUGGAGACCAUCCCUGUGGAGACAAUACCCGUGGUGGAGGCCAUUCCUUUCGAGACCAUCCCUGUGGAGGCUAUGGCGAUGGAAACCAUCGCAGAGUACGAGAUUAUCAGCGGCAGUUGGGUCCACGGUGGCCACCACCAUCCACCUCUGAUCGCGCUGCAGCCACUCUUUACCAACAACCCGAACCAAGGGGACCACGACCAGGAUAUCAUCAUGGUGCAGACACAGGAGGAAGUGGUGGGCUACUACGAGUCAGACAACCUGCAGGCCCACAGCAGUUUCGAGGACCAGGUGGUCCUUCCGGUUGAUGAAGAUGAAUGCUUCCAGCAGACCCUGGCUUCCUUGUCUGCCUCCGCAUCCUCAUCAACCCGCAGCAAGAAGCGCAGCAGCCAAAGCAAGAAGGCCAGCUGUAAGAAAAAUUACACGACCAGUGAGCCGCGGGCGGGAAGUAGCAACUCCGAGAUGGGCGCCAAGAAAUGGGAGCAGAAGCAGGUGCAGAUCAAAACUCUGGAGGGUGAGUUCUCCGUCACCAUGUGGUCCCCGAGCGAGAAAAAAGACGAUGAGACAGGACAGAUAGAGAGCUCAGCUCCUGAUUAUUCAGAGUACAUGACCGGAAAGAAGCUUCCUCCCGAAGGAUUACCUGGUAUUGAUCUCUCAGAUCCUAAACAACUGGCAGAAUUUACUAGAAUGAAGCCAAAAAAAUCCAAAGAAGAUGCGCUAAGAACCAUAGCUUGCCCUCAUAAAGGCUGUGUGAAGAUGUUCAAGGAUAACUCUGCUAUGCGGAAACAUCUGCACACUCACGGUCCUCGAGUCCACGUAUGUGCAGAAUGUGGCAAAGCUUUUGUCGAGAGCUCAAAACUAAAACGACAUCAACUGGUGCAUACUGGAGAGAAGCCCUUCCAGUGCACAUUUGAAGGCUGUGGAAAACGCUUUUCCCUGGAUUUCAAUUUGCGUACACAUGUGCGAAUCCAUACCGGAGACAGGCCCUACGUGUGCCCGUUUGAUGGCUGUAGUAAGAAGUUCGCUCAGUCAACUAACCUGAAAUCUCAUAUCUUAACACAUGCGAGGAACAAAAACAGCCAGUAAAAAGAGAAGAUCCUUUCUAAACUUGGGAGGUGUCUUCUAGGAGUGUGAUUGCAAAUAAAUAUGCCUCUCUUGUGUAUUGCUUCUAGGAAAUAAUUUUUUUAAUGAUUCCUACACAUCUAAGGGUCAUGUUUUAGUAGACUAGUAAAAGUGAAAGUAAAAUUUUUAAAAAAGUAUUCUUUUAUAUAAAAUACAUGGUUAAGAUGUUAUAUCUUGUUCUGUAAUGCUAUUUGAAAUACAUGGUAGUUUUGUAAAAUUUGGUCCCAAUAGGAGGAUAAUUUGUGAACGUCAUAUCAAAAGACAGUUCAUUACACAGCUCUUCUAAAAAUGGAACUUCUUUUCAGGGUUUUUUAAAAUAUGAAGCUCAUGUAUUGCUUGCAAGUUUUUAAAAUUCUGUAGUUUCCAAAUGUUCAUAUUUAUACUUUUAGGAAUAUGUUUGGUAAUACUUUGUAUGUUUUUUUCUGAAGAUUGAUAAUGUUUUGCAUGCAUAACAAUGAACAAUUACAUACGUAUAUAGUUUCCUGUUUAAAAAAAAAACGUAGGUUUUGUUUGCUAUCUUAAUUUUGGUUGUAUUCUUUGAUGUUAACACAAAGCUAACUUUUAACUGCACUGUUUUCCUUGGUCUUGAAUUAGAUGUGACUUAAAAGUAUUGGUCAAUUUAAAUCUAUUUUAGUCAUUUUAUUUCCCCAAAAUACUGCUGGGUGCUGCUGUUUAGUAUAAUUUCUUUGCAUGUUCAAUUAGAGAGUGGUGCUCAGUUGUAGAAUAUAUUGUAUAUAUAUUGACUUUUUAACACUUGAUGUGUAUAUCUUGUGUAAUAGAAAAAGCAAAAAUAAAAUACCUCUUCUGAAGAAGGAAAAAAAAAAGUGCCUAUAUAAAUACCAUAGCUAGAAAACAGAGAAAAUGGGGAGGGUGCUACUGUUAUUGGGUGGGUGGAGGCUAGGGAUGUUGGUAAACAUCCUGAGGUGCACAAGAUAGUUCCCCACAUCAUAGAAUGAUGUGGCCUAAAAUGCCACUGGUGUCACUGUCAAAAAACUCUGCUCUAGAAAAAGUAAAAGUUGUAACAAAGAUUCCUUUGGUAUACUUACAAACAAAU
This is a messenger RNA of Mustela lutreola (European mink), 2499 nucleotides long. It is a transcript of the gene YY2, whose product is annotated as YY2 transcription factor. Gene Ontology annotation, biological process: regulation of transcription by RNA polymerase II. The transcript has a single exon. NCBI's taxonomy places the organism in Eukaryota, Metazoa, Chordata, Mammalia, Carnivora, Mustelidae. The record is from RefSeq and is a predicted model, not a curated record. Bases 183 to 1409 code for a protein of 408 amino acids. Gene Ontology annotation, molecular function: RNA polymerase II cis-regulatory region sequence-specific DNA binding; DNA-binding transcription factor activity, RNA polymerase II-specific. Gene Ontology annotation, cellular component: PcG protein complex; transcription regulator complex.